This is a messenger RNA of Impatiens glandulifera, 440 nucleotides long. Its product is annotated as mitogen-activated protein kinase kinase kinase 20-like. Gene Ontology annotation, molecular function: ATP binding; protein kinase activity. The transcript has 3 exons. The annotation marks the transcript as partial. Lineage: Eukaryota; Viridiplantae; Streptophyta; Magnoliopsida; Ericales; Balsaminaceae. The record is from RefSeq and is a predicted model, not a curated record. Gene Ontology annotation, biological process: protein phosphorylation.
AUGGAAGUUAAAUCUGCAGAGAAUAAAGAUUCAUCUCUCCUACACGAAAGGGAUAUUCUCUCAAAAUUUAAAGGAUGCCCUCAUAUAAUUAGUUUAUUGGGCUAUGAUUUCACCGUUGAAGGCACCAAAGUUUUUACUAAUAUCUUCUUGGAGUACGCCUCGGGCGGCACUUUGCACCACCGCAUUCAAUCAUCAAAGACCGCCGAAUGCAAUGGAAUCCCCGAAAUUGAAGCAAAGGAAUAUACACUUUCCAUUUUAAAGGGUCUGCGCUAUAUUCAUGAGAGUGGAUACGUCCACUGGAUGAUUAUAGGGACACCACACUAUAUGCCUCCAGAAUCAUUAAAUGAUGGAGAAUAUGAUACUUCUACCGAUAUUUGGGCAUGUACUCAUCCGUAUAUAGAGUUUUGGAUUGCAACUAGUCUUAAGAAACAUGUCAAGAG